AGGGCCAUGAGGUCCCACCACUAGUUAUUUUCUACCAGCACUCUAGACAUAGCUUGUCCUUACUGAAUGAAUGUUGCCUUUUUCUGAAUAAGCUUGUGAUGGUUUAAAUGCUCACUGCCCUCCCUCUGCCUUAGAUCCCACUGACUUGACAGUGUGGGUGUCUUCACUCACUGCUGAGGGAUGUGACGGGAUUUGGACAGUUCCAGGGGCACGACGCCUUCCUCUCCUGGAGCAUGCACGGGCAACACUUCGUGCAGUAAGGGCGUGGUGCAGCCUCGCAGGGGCCCCUGGGUCUCGGGAGUGCCUUGGCUUCGCCCUCCUAACUUACUAACGGGGCUGGCCUCUGGGCAGAGUGCCGGAAUAGGCCAGUGAUUGGCCUGCCGUCCUUCUUCUCUGUUCUCAGUGCCUUUCCCAACUCCUUCUGCCUCAGUACAGCACUUCAGCCUUCAGGCCCACUGAUGGAUCCGCUGACGAAGGGGUCUUGUGGGAGUCAGAUGGCACAGACCCUUCUGUGGAAAGCAAAGUCAUCUCUCUCCUUUGGCAUCCAGCCCCUUCAGACGUGGCCGACACAACACCCUGAAGUAGAGUCCCAGGUCAACCUCUCUGUCUCGGAAGACCUAGGCUGUAGACGUGGGGAUUUCAGUAGGAAACAUUAUGGAUCUGUGGAGCUGCUCAUUUCCAGCGAUGCUGAUGGAGCCAUCCAAAGGGCUGGAAGAUUCAGAGUGGAAAAUGGCUCUUCAGAUGAGAACGCAACUGCUCUGCCAGGUACGUGGCGAAGAACAGACGUGCACUUAGAGAACCCAGAAUACCACACCAGAUGGUAUUUCAAGUAUUUUUUAGGACAAGUCCAUCAGAAUUACAUUGGAAAUGAUGCAGAGAAGAGCCCCUUCUUCUUGUCUGUGACCCUUUCUGACCAAAACAAUCAGCGUGUCCCCCAGUACCGUGCAAUUCUUUGGAGGAAAACAGGUACCCAGAAAAUAUGCCUUCCCUACAGUCCCACCAAAACUCUCUCUGUGAAGUCCAUCUUAAGUGCCAUGAAUCUGGACAAAUUUGAGAAAGGCCCCAGGGAAAUUUUUCAUCCUGAGAUACAGAAGGACUUGCUCGUUCUUGAAGAACAAGAGGGCUCUGUGAAUUUCAAGUUUGGGGUUCUUUUUGCCAAAGACGGCCAGCUCACUGAUGAUGAGAUGUUCAGCAAUGAAAUCGGAAGUGACGCUUUUCAAAAAUUUUUAAAUCUCCUGGGUGACACAGUCACUCUAAAGGGCUGGACAGGCUACCGCGGCGGUCUAGACACCAAAAAUGAUACCACAGGGAUCCAUUCAGUUUAUACUGUGUACCAAGGGCAUGAGAUCAUGUUCCACGUCUCCACCAUGUUGCCAUAUUCCAAAGAGAACAAACAGCAGGUGGAGAGGAAGCGCCACAUUGGAAACGAUAUUGUCACCAUUGUGUUCCAGGAAGGAGAGGAACCGUCUCCUGCCUUUAAGCCUUCCAUGAUCCGCUCCCAUUUUACACAUAUUUUUGCCUUAGUUAGGUAUGAUCAACAAAAUGACAAUUACAGGCUGAAAAUAUUUUCAGAAGAAAGCGUACCACUCUUCGGCCCACCCUUACCAUCCCCCCCGGUGUUUACAGACCACCAGGAAUUCAGGGACUUUUUGCUAGUGAAAUUAAUUAAUGGUGAAAAAGCCACUUUGGAAACCCCAACAUUUGCCCAGAAACGUCGACGUACUCUGGAUAUGUUGAUUCGAUCUUUAUACCAGGAUUUGAUGCCAGAUUUGCAUAAGAACAUGCUUAAUAGACGAUCUUUUAGUGAUGUCUUACCUGAAUCGCCCAAGUCAGCGCGGAAGAAAGAGGAGGCCCGCCAGGCAGAGUUUGUUAGAAUAGGGCAGGCGCUAAAACUGAAAUCCAUUGUGAGAGGGGAUGCUCCGUCAAGCUUGGCAGCUUCAGGGAUCUGUAAAAAAGAGCCUUGGGAGCCUCAGUGUUUCUGCGGUAAUUUCCCUCAUGAAGCGGUGUGUGCAGAUCCCUGGGGCCAGGCCUUGCUGGUUUCCACCGAUGCUGGUGUCUUGCUAGUGGAUGAUGACCUUCCGUCAGUGCCAGUGUUUGACAAAACUCUGCCAGUGAAGCAGAUGCACGUGCUCGAGACUCUGGACCUUCUGAUUCUCAGAGCAGACAAAGGAAAAGAUGCCCGACUCUUUGUCUUCAGGCUGAGCGCUGUGCAGAAGGGCAUCGAGGGCAAACAGGCUGUGAAGAGCAAGUGUGAGUGCAGAGAAAACAAGCUCGAGAAGACAAAAGGCUGCCACUUGUAUGCCAUUAACACUCACCAUAGCAGAGAGCUGAGGAUUGUUGUUGCCAUUCGGAAUAAACUGCUUCUGAUCACGAGGAAACACAACAAGCCAAGCGGGGUAACCAGCAUCCCACUGUUAUCUCCCCUGUCAGAGUCACCCGUUGAAGAAUUCCAGUACAUCAGGGAGAUCUGUCUGUCCGACUCUCCCGCAGUGAUGACCUUAGUAGAUGGGCCAACGGAAGAGAGUGACAAUCUCAUCUGUGUGGCUUAUCGACACCAGUUCGAUGUGGUGAACGAGAGCACGGGGGAGGCCUUCAGGCUGCACCAUGUGGAGGCCAACAGGGUUAAUUUUGUUGCAGCUAUUGAUGUGUACGAAGACGGAGAAGCUGGUCUGCUCUUGUGUUACAACUACUUCCAGUUCUGUUGGAACCAGGCUCCUCAUGCGAUUGUCUGUGCUUUCCCGUACCUCCUGGCCUUCACCACCGACUCCAUGGAGAUCCGCCUGGUGGUGAAUGGGAACCUGGUCCACACAGCAGUCGUGCCGCAGCUGCAGCUCGUGGCCUCCAGGUCGGAUAUCUACUUCACAGCCACCGCUGCUGUGAACGAGGUCUCGUCUGGAGGUGGCUCCAAGGGGACCAGUGCCCACAACUCUCCUCAGACACCCCCGGGCCGAGAGACUCCAGUAUUUCCUUCUUCCCUGGGGGAAGGUGAAAUUCAGUCAAAAAAUCUGUACAAGAUUCCACUCAGAAACCUUGUUGGGAGAAGCAUCGAGCGACCUCUGAAAUCGCCCUUAGUCUCCAAGGUCAUCACCCCGCCCACUUCCAUCGGCGUUGGCAUCGCUGCCAUUCCUGUCACUCAUUCCUUGUCCCUGUCCCGCAUGGAGAUUAAAGAAAUAGCAAGCAGGACCCGCAGGGAGCUGCUGGGCCUCUCCGAUGAAGGUGGACCCAGGUCAGAAGGAGCACCAAAGGCCAAAUCGAAAGCACGGAAGCGGUUAGAAAGCCAGGGAGGCCCCAAGCCAGGGACAGUGAGAUCAACGAGCAGCGACAGGAUUACUUCCGGCUCCUUGGAAAGUCCUUCUACUUCCGAAGCCAAUCCCGAGGGGCGUUACCACUCAACAGGCUCUGACCAGGACCCUGUGGCAGACAGAGAAGGCAGCCCGGUCUGGGGCAGCAGCCCCUUUCAGCUCACAGCUUCCUCAGAUGAAGACAUCAUUGACUUGAAGUAAACAGAGUCCGAAUCGAGUUUGCCAUCUUUAAUUUUCUUAUGGAGGUUUACACUCUUUAACCAGUUCUGACAUCCUUUCUCAACAAAAUGUGGCUUUUAGCCUGUCAUGAUCUAUUGGACCAAACCUUCUGCAUACUCGGCCAGUUUGGGUCACUCUCUAAUGUCCAGUGCCAUCUUUCUUGACCUUUGUUUCUUUCUGUUCAGGAACCAUCAGUCCCCUUGUAAUAAAGGUGGUAGAUUUCAUUGAGGUUUUAGAUUGAAACUUUGAAUAAAUCAAAAAUGUUCAUUCUUA
Messenger RNA from Ceratotherium simum simum (southern white rhinoceros), 3794 nucleotides. The record is from RefSeq and is a predicted model, not a curated record. NCBI's taxonomy places the organism in Eukaryota, Metazoa, Chordata, Mammalia, Perissodactyla, Rhinocerotidae.